CCCUUACAAAGCCUGCUGUCGUGUGCAUCUAUCCCCGGCCAGUAGUACCACCCACAGGGUGCUGACUACGUACGUAGGUCCGAAGCCGCUGUCGCCGGCGAACACUUUCCUUCCCGCUCUUAUCCGCUGCCAACAACCUCGACAACCUCAACCUCAAAGCCGAAAACCCUCCUCCCUCUCCGCUACUAUCCGUCGUCGAGUCACUUCCCUGCGCGCGUCAAGUCGGCUUGCGUCCCUCUCUCCCGAGCUCUCCAUCCCCUCCGGACUCUUGCCUGCCUCCUCCCCCAAUCGCUAUUCGCAUAUUGCGCCUGGAGAGCUCGGGGCAAUAUGUCGACGACUCUCGGCGCCUUCAUCGCCGGUGGCAUCGCUGCUUGUGGUGCCGUCACGGCGACGCAUCCCUUUGAGACUGUCAAGAUUCGCAUGCAAUUGCAGGGCGAACUCCAGACCAAGGGCCACCAGCCUCACCACUACAAGGGACCGAUCCACGGCGUCAGCGUCAUCGUCCGCAACGAGGGCAUCCGCGCCAUCUACCGUGGUCUCGGCACCGCCUAUGUGUACCAGAUCCUCCUCAACGGCUGCCGUCUGGGAUUUUACGAACCCAUGCGCAAUGGGCUCGCCACCCUCAUAUUCAAGGACGGCACCACGCAGAACCUCGGCAUCAACAUGUUCUGCGGUGCUGGUUCGGGCGUAAUCGGCGCCGCGGCUGGCAGUCCCUUCUUCCUUGUCAAGACACGCCUCCAGAGCUUCUCGCCCUUCCGCCCCGUCGGUACCCAGCACCAGUACCGCGGCGCCUGGCAUGGCCUCAACCAGAUCUACGGCACCGAGGGCUUCCGCGGCCUCUACCGUGGUGUCGGCGCCGCCAUGAUCCGCACCGGCUUCGGCAGCUCUGUCCAGCUUCCUACCUACUUUUUCGCCAAGCGACGUCUUGUCCAACAUUUCGGCAUGGAGGAGGGUCCUGCUCUGCACCUCGCCUGUAGUUCCAUGAGUGGCUUCGUCGUUUGCUGCUUUAUGCAUCCCCCUGACACCGUCAUGUCUCGCAUGUACAACCAAAACGGAAAUCUCUACAAGGGAGCCUUUGACUGUCUCUCCAAGACGGUCCGCUCCGAAGGCUUCUUCGCCCUUUACAAGGGCUUCCUACCCCAUCUGGCCCGAAUCCUACCUCACACCAUCUUGACUCUCAGUCUGGCGGAGCAGACCAACAAGCUGGUGAGAAAGCUUGAAAACCGUAUCCUUCCCACGCCUGAUUUGGCUUGAGGGGUGCAUCGGUUUCAUUUGUCUGAGUAAAAAAGGGACCUGGGGUGGCGGAUUUUGUACACACAGAGGUUUCUUCUGUAUAUGACGAGAGAGGGUUUGGGUUCUCAUCCACAUAGUUGCUAUCUUGGUUAGAUGACGGGAGCAUUUGGCAUCGCCUGGGUCACGGGAUUGGCAAAUAAAAGGCGGCGCAUCUUUUGGGGAGUUUUCAGUCUCAUAGACCCAACAACAUGGGAAGACGGAGCA
This is a messenger RNA of Ilyonectria robusta, 1497 nucleotides long. Its product is annotated as mitochondrial carrier domain-containing protein. Lineage: Eukaryota; Fungi; Ascomycota; Sordariomycetes; Hypocreales; Nectriaceae. Bases 328 to 1254 code for a protein of 308 amino acids. Gene Ontology annotation, biological process: transmembrane transport. The transcript is spliced from 5 exons. The record is from RefSeq and is a predicted model, not a curated record.